AUACAAAAGUCAUUUGAGCAAUUAGCUAAAUUGCCCAACCGAUUAGAGAUACCGGCAAUAAAAACGCCCACCAAAAUCAAAACAAGUAAAAGUUCAUUUCGAUCAUUUUUAAUGAUCAACAAAAUCAAAACUAAUAAAUUUCUAUCAUUACGUGGUAGAAAUUCCAAUAGAAAAUCAGUCACCGAAAUGAAUGAUUAUCACCAUCAUAAACAUCAUCAUCGAGAACCAAGUGGUUAUAAUCGGCCAACUCGAAUUCCACCACCACCACCUGAUGCACGAUUUCGACCUCCGGCACCAUUACCCAAAGAAAUAAUCGACGAUGAACAUCGAUCAUCGCUACAGAAAACAAAUGAUACAAUCAGUGAACUAUACCACGAUUCGGCUAAUUUUUAUGAAAUUGAUGAUCUUUAUUGCAGUGUUGAAGAUGAAAGUGUCAUUAAAAGUAAUGAAAAAAUCGACAACAAUUUAAUAAAAAAUAAUGAUGAUAAAAACAAUGUAAGAAAAAGUACAAAUGCCAAUUCUUUAUCAGACAAUGAUGAGGAAGACGAUUAUUAUGAUGAUGGUCUUUGUAUUUAUGAAGAAUUAUCAUCGGGAGAGGGAACAAUUUAUGAACCUUAUGGCCAAGAUGAGGAUGAUGAUGAUUUCAUCUAUGAUAAUGUUGAUUUUGAUGAAAUUACCGAAAGUGAUGAACAAAAUAAAAAAUGUAUAAAACAGGUGAAGAAAAUGGAAAAAAUUAUGAAACGUUUCAAUAUGACUGGUAAAGAAAUUCCUGUUAAUGCUGGAAUUGUAAAAGAAUCCUAUAAAAGUCGUUCAAAAUAUGAUCUAUCAGUAAAUCAAGAUGAAACUGUUCUCAUAUUACGAAUGGAAAAUAAUCCACCGGGGAAAUGGUUAGCAAAAAAUGAACGUUCAAAAAUUGGCUAUAUUGAUCUCAAUAAUGUAUAUCUGGAAACGGAUGCUAUCAAAGCGGCAUUUCAAACUUUAAAUUGAGAAAAAAAAUGAUCAAAAAUUUUAUCGUGUAAUUUGUGAAUGAAUGAACAUAGCCGAAAAAAAGAAAAUCUGAUUUACAAAAUUGAAACAUGUCGAAUGUUUUGUA
Molecule: messenger RNA, 1093 nt
Organism: Dermatophagoides pteronyssinus (European house dust mite)
Lineage: Eukaryota; Metazoa; Arthropoda; Arachnida; Sarcoptiformes; Pyroglyphidae
Source: RefSeq, a predicted model, not a curated record